GCCCGGCUCUGGGGACACUCUCUCUCCACUCCCUGGACUGGCUGCUUCUGCUGCUGCUGCUUCUGCUUCUGCUGCAGAGGAACCAAUGAGCUGACUUCAGCCCAACAGUCCCCCACCACUGCUGCUCAACACAUGGGACCUGCUCAGAUGUCAGCGUUCUGAUCUCGGAUCAGAGUAGGGUUGAGAGGUUUACUGAGUUCUCAACAGAUUUUCAAACGUUGGAGUCGUGAUGUGCCACACCGGGAUAUGGGCAGUGCUCCUCAUGGCACUGACAAGUGCUUUGGCCCAAGAAUAUUUUGAAGACAGAGAAGUGAAGCGGAAAUCCAAAGACUUCUCGCACUCAAAGAGUCUUCAUGAUGGAGAAGCGUCGGUGGACGAGGACUGCGGCCUGGAGCUGUCCUUCCUGCUGGACAGCUCGGAGAGCGCCAAGGAGAACCACGAGCAGGAGAAGAGCUUCGCCAUGGACGUGGUGGACCGCCUGCAGGGCCUCCGCCUGCAGAGCGGCCGCGCGCUCAGCACGCGGGUGGCGCUGCUGCAGUACAGCAGCCACGUCAUCACCGAGCAGACCUUCAAGCAGUGGCGCGGCGCCGAGGACUUCCGGGCCCGCAUCACCCCCAUCGUGUACAUCGGCCACGGCACCUACACCACCUACGCCAUCACCAACAUGACCCAGAUCUACCUGGACGAGAGCAGCGCCAAGGGCAGCGUCAAGGUGGCCAUGCUGCUCACCGACGGCCUCUCCCACCCCCGCAACCCCGACAUCUUCUCGGCCGUGGCCGACGCCAAGAACCAGGGCGUGCGCUUCUUCACGCUGGGCAUCACGCGCACGGCCAACGAGCCCGCCAACGUGGCGCAGCUCCGGCUGCUGGCCAGCGCCCCGGUGUCUCGGUACCUCCACAACCUGCAGGACGCCGACGUCAUGGACAAAGUGCUCCGAGUGAUCACGGACUUGGCCAAUGAGGGGUGCCCUCUAGCGCAGAUCUGCGCCUGUGACAAAGGAGAGAGAGGACCGGCAGGCCCGGCGGGCAAGAAGGGUCGUCCAGGCGAGGACGGCGCGGCCGGACUCAGAGGCUACAAGGGCGAAGCAGGACUGAGCGGUCUACCUGGACGAGAGGGCCCGGAGGGGAAACCAGGCUACAAAGGAGAGAAGGGCGAGGGCGGUGAGUGUGGUACUCCUGGAAGCAAAGGAGAUAAGGGCUCUGAGGGUCCAGUUGGAAUCAGGGGAACCAGAGGUCUGCAGGGGUUCCCGGGUCCCCAUGGCGACGUAGGGCCGGAGGGGCUGCAGGGGAAGCAGGGCGAGCGUGGGCCCAGUGGACCGCCUGGUGUUCAGGGUGAGACAGGCGUCGGACUGGCAGGACCGAAGGGUGACAUCGGGUACCAGGGCCGGGCCGGCCCAACCGGCCCCCCAGGGAUGGGGGAACCGGGAGUGUCUGGGCCUCAGGGCCCACAGGGGGCACAAGGAGAGAGAGGGCCGCAUGGCGAAGGACUACCUGGAUCAAAGGGGGACCGGGGCCUGGGAGGCCCCCGGGGGACCAGAGGACAGACGGGAAUGGGGAUCAAAGGGGAGAAGGGAGAAAUCGGAUCUCCUGGUUCAACGGGACCGCUCGGACUGGCAGGAGUGGGCAUUCAGGGAGAGAAGGGUGUGGAGGGGCCCCGAGGACCCCCAGGGGUCAGGGGCCAACAGGGAGAAGGAUUACCCGGAUCAAAGGGAGACCAAGGCUUCCCCGGAGAACAGGGAUCCACAGGAGAGAGAGGUUUUGGCGAGCCCGGUACAAAGGGAGAUCCUGGCUCCGGCGGGCUGGCUGGUCUGCCUGGUCUUCCUGGAGAAGACGGGGCUCCUGGACAGAAGGGUGAAGCUGGUUUAACGGGCUUAAGAGGUGCUGAGGGAGCUGCAGGAGUCGGCAUUCAGGGAGAAAAGGGCGACCAGGGUACGAGAGGGAUCAGAGGGCUACACGGACCUCCCGGGAUGAGCGGACCUUCUGGGCCGAAGGGAGAACCGGGAACCCCAGGACGGCUCGGCCUUCCUGGUCCCCAGGGCCGGUCCAUAGCAGGUCCCAAGGGAGAUCUCGGGCCCUCUGGUCCCUCGGGGCCCGUUGGAGAGACAGGACACGGGCUGCCCGGCCCCAAGGGCGACCGCGGCCACAUCGGUCUCCCCGGCUACGGGGGUCCGAAAGGCGAGGGCUUCCCCGGCCCCAUGGGUCCUCCCGGCUUGCCUGGUUUGAGCGGAGAGCAGGGGCCUGAAGGAGUAGGAAUCCAAGGGCCCAAGGGAGACAUUGGCUUCCGAGGACUUCCCGGUUUACCAGGCCAACAAGGAGAAGGGUUACCGGGCGCCCCGGGCCUCACUGGGAGACCGGGACCCUCGGGACCAUCCGGGCCCCCAGGGGAAGGUAUCCAAGGCCCGAAGGGUGAUCCCGGGUCUCAGGGGGUGACCGGGCCGAGAGGGACCGCAGGGGUGGGGCAUUCCGGCCCUAAGGGCGACCGCGGAGCCCAGGGAGAGAGAGGGCUGAAGGGGGUGACGGGGGAAGUGGGCGACCAUGGCAUCCCUGGAGAGUCUGGAAGGCAGGGGGAGAAGGGAUUGGCAGGCCUCACUAGAGACGACAUCAUUAAGCUCAUCAAAGAAAUAUGUGGCUGCGGGGUCAAGUGCAAGGAGAGGCCGAUGGAGCUGGUGUUCGUCAUCGACAGCUCGGAGAGCGUCGGGCCGGAGAACUUCGAGAUCAUCAAGGACUUUGUGACGCGUCUGGUGGACCGCACCACGGUGGGCCGCAACGCCACCCGCAUCGGCCUGGUCCUCUACAGCCUGGACGUGCACCUGGAGUUCCACCUGGCGCGCCACGCCACCAAGCAGGAGGUGAAGCAGGCCAUCCGCAAGAUGCCCUACAUGGGCGAGGGCACCUACACGGGCACGGCCAUCCGCAAGGCCACCCAGGAGGCCUUCUACAGCGCCCGGAACGGCGUCCGCAAGGUGGCCAUCGUCAUCACCGACGGGCAGACGGACAGGCGCGAGCCGGUGAAGCUGGACCUGGCGGUACGCGAGGCGCACGCCGCCAACAUCGAGAUGUACGCGCUGGGCAUCGUCAACUCCUCGGACCCGACCCAGGCCGACUUCCUCCAGGAGCUGAACCUCAUCGCCUCGGACCCCGACACGGAGCACAUGUACCUCAUCGACGACUUCAACACUCUGCCAGCACUGGAGUCUCAGCUGGUCAGUCAGUUCUGUGAAGAUGAAACCGGUGCACUUAUCUACAACCGCGUGACGAACGGAUAUGGGAAUGGCAACGGGAACGGCAACGGGAACGGUCAUUAUGGUAAUGGACAUAAUGGUAACGGCAAUAACGGUUAUGGCAAUAAUGGUCAUGGCAACAACGGGAACGUACUGAAUGGAUACGUUGAAGAACGCAUCGCACACACCCACACCAGCCACGGGAAUACCGGCCACGGCAGUCGUGGAAGCACCGGCCACGGCAACAAUGGGGACGGCAGGGCCGAGUCCAACAACAACGGCUUCAUCACCGCUGAGGAGGAGUUGGAGAACAGGAGACUCAUCCACAGCCUGAGUACCGCCCGGAGCCGCGGAGACACCUUCGCCCUGCCCCUCAACGCCGGGCCCCUCCCGGCUAAGGUGGAGGAGGACGACGGAGAAGAUCUGGACUUGAAGACCCACCUGCGCGGGAUUAAAACGCUGACGGUGGUCAACAAGUCCACGUCCGUGUCCCCCGUGAAGGAGAGCUCCCGUCUCAUGGACACCAUCCGGUCCUCUACGUCGAUUGUGUCGUCACCAUCAUCCUCUUCAUCGUCCUCGUCAUCUUCAUCCUCAUUCUUAUCAUCGUCAUCAUCGUCAUUACCGUCAUCAUCAUCAUCAUCAUCAUCAUCAUCAUCAUCCAUAUCAUCAGAGGUGACUUCAUCCACUUCUGGCAUCGUCACUACCUUCUCCGCCAAUCAGGUCCAACCAGGGUCAACCACAACCUCAGUGUCUACCUCCGUCAGCGCCAGCUGCAGCCAGCCCUUGAGCCAGGGCACCUGCAGGGACUACACCAUCCUGUGGUACUACGACAAGCAGGCCAACUCCUGCGCCCAGUUCUGGUACGGCGGCUGCGGGGGCAACGACAACCGCCACGCGACGGAGGAGGAGUGCAAGAAGACCUGCGUGGUCUCCUGGAUAGUUGGAUAAGCUAAGGAGAAACGUGCUGUCGGCUCAAGACCGGAGAAUCUUCAGGAACCAAUCAGAAUGAAGUGGACUUUUGAUUGAUGUUUCUACUUACAGUAGAAAGAAUUUUUACUGGUGUCACUUCAGACAAUUUUGAUACACAAAAGAAAUAUUGGGUUAACCACAUCUGAGUCAAACAUGGUUUACCCGUUUAUCAUAGGCAUACUGAUGUUAGUUUUACUAUGGAGGGUAUUUUGUAUAUUGCCUCAAAAUAAUCAACUUCCUAAAUGAGCCACUUGCUACAUAGACUGAAUUUAUGUUUUUCUAGCAAGACUGUCGGUCUUGGUUUGAUAUGCUUUGUUGAAACAAAUGUAACACAUGCUCUGAAUAUUUUUGUAUUUGUAUAGCGUUAUUUCCCCUUCUGAAAGAAUUAGGGCUUAUGAUUGCAUUUGCUUUUAUUGUCUGUGAUGAAAGUUGGAAGAAUGUUUUACCUGCUAAAAAUAAUUAUAUUGAAUGUAAAUGUGUUUGUCUGUGUCUAAAAUCUCGGGAUCUUAUUUUUGUCCAAUCAUUAUCUCACUGAAUUUAUACUGUUGUGAAAAGGGAAGUUCAUAAUAAAAAUAAAACAAAUAUUUGUACAAUUUC
This is a messenger RNA of Gadus morhua (Atlantic cod), 4786 nucleotides long. It is a transcript of the gene col28a2a, whose product is annotated as collagen, type XXVIII, alpha 2a. Gene Ontology annotation, molecular function: serine-type endopeptidase inhibitor activity. The coding region runs from base 230 to 4168 and encodes 1312 amino acids. The record is from RefSeq and is a predicted model, not a curated record. The transcript is spliced from 36 exons. NCBI's taxonomy places the organism in Eukaryota, Metazoa, Chordata, Actinopteri, Gadiformes, Gadidae.